CCGUCAUGUCCCACGGUUCCUGAACGCAGCGUCUCUCUCGGGUACAGGAUGUGGACUAUCUGCGCAUGUGCGUGACCCGAGCCUCUUCUGAAGCAGAGUCUGGUUGAACCGGGGGGAUCCGAACCAUAACAGCGACUAAAAGUUGGAGCCAUGUCAGGUUUUCUGGACGGAAUCCGGUGCGGAGACUGCGAGUGUAAUGUGGACUGGGGCGAGAGGAGGAACACCAUCGCAUCUGUAGCAGCUGGAGUGCUGUUCUUCACUGGUUGGUGGAUCAUCAUCGACGCGGCAGUGAAAUAUCCUGAUCAAGGAGAGUUUCAUCACGCCUACCACACUUGUGGAGUCAUUGCUACAGUGGCUUUCCUCAUGAUAAAUGCCGUUUCAAAUGGACAAGUGAGAGGAGACAGCUACAGUGAAGGCUGCAUUGGACAGACGGGUGCACGAGUGUGGCUCUUCAUUGGCUUCAUGCUGGCUUUUGGUUCUCUCAUCGCCUCCAUGUGGAUUCUGUUUGGAGGAUUUGUGGUGCCUCAGAAGCCUGUCGUGUACCCGGGUAUUGCCGUCUUCUUCCAGAAUGCAUUCAUUUUCUUUGGGGGUUUGGUCUUCAAGUUUGGACGCACAGAGGAUCUGUGGCAGUAAUGGACUGCGUGUCUUUAUGCCAACCGUUCUACACGUUGCUAUCUAUAUUGUAUGAGACAAUAUGCUUCCCUUUAUAUAUAUAUCAAAAACUUUUUUAGCAUUAAAAUUGACAUGUUUAAUUUAAACCAUUUGCUGUAUAAUAGCUAAAUCAUAACUAAGCACAAAUUGUAAUAGAAUCAUUGUAAGUUUAAGUAAUUUCAAAUGUGGCAAAUUGUUAAAUGUAGCCUAGUUAGAAUGGUUUACAAGUUGUGUAUAACAAAAUGUGUGUUUUGGAAGAUUAACUGCUCUGAGUUGUCUAUGUUUCCUUUGGGUACACUGACCGCUACGAUGUCAUUUAAUUAGAACUGUUUAUUGAGUGGAAAUAACAUAAGUUAUUAUGAUACAAAAUAUAUCAAGAGCCAUGUUUCAAAAUACUGUACACAUACACACAUACCGAAUGUAACCAUAUUGGGUUGUUUGUAAACACUGUCAGCUCUGAACAUCAUCCAAAUUUAUUGUUUUAUUUCACUGCUAUACUUACUCAUAUACAUUUUGCUUGUGUAACAUCCAAGGUUAUUUCGUGACAAAUAUGACAAAAUUAAACAAAAACCUUCUGAACAAUAAAUGACCUACAUUCAU
Messenger RNA from Platichthys flesus (European flounder), 1251 nucleotides. It is a transcript of the gene tmem50a, whose product is annotated as transmembrane protein 50A. The transcript is spliced from 7 exons. Gene Ontology annotation, biological process: late endosome to vacuole transport via multivesicular body sorting pathway; protein targeting to vacuole. Lineage: Eukaryota; Metazoa; Chordata; Actinopteri; Pleuronectiformes; Pleuronectidae. Bases 151 to 633 code for a protein of 160 amino acids. The record is from RefSeq and is a predicted model, not a curated record.